GACGAAGAACAUCGGACCCCGUGCCUCCGUACUCAAAGCCCAGCUUUUAUCACACCCCCAUUUCCCCACCACUGUUCUCUCUCUCUCUCUCUCUCUCUCUCUCUCUCUCUCGCAUAGUUGCAUGGCCUCACCAUCGCCACCCAUGAAACCCAAGGCCCACCACUACACCACAACUACCCCCGUCACCACUGCAACCACCACCACUGCAACCACCACCACUGCCAAUAACUCCAGCGACAGCACUUCUCCCAGCCCACCUCCAUCACCUCGCCGCCACUCUAACUUUCCCCAAUGCCGUCGCCGCCGGCUUCCCAAAAGAGUCCACUCGUUUCCCCGCCGGGAGAGCUUCAUCGCCGGAAUAUUCCUCCGGCGAGGCAUCCGGUACUUCCUGCUGCUGCCUCUACUGUACUUAGUCUCGGGCUUGAUCAUGUGCGUGGGUCCCUUCUCUUUGAUCAUGCACCCGCGACCUUUACCUGGGUCGGUCUACCGCAGCCACGAGAUUUUUGACAAGCUUUGGGAUGAUAUUCGGUCCGAUAACUCCUCCGCGAUUGAGCUGUCCUCUAUAUGGAGAUACAAGAGGAAGCUGAAAGAGCAGAAACCCUGCCCACAAAAAACCGGUGGUCGAAACUUUGGGUCCUCUAUGCUUGGCAAAUACCUGGUUGUUGAAGCUAAUGGUGGGCUUAAUCAACAGAGGUCAUCGAUCUGCAAUGCUGUGGCUGUGGCUGGACUUUUGAAUGCGACACUAGUUAUCCCUCAGUUUGAGUUCCACAGUGUUUGGAAGGAUCCAAGUCAGUUCAGUGAUAUAUAUGAUGAGGAGCAUUUCACAACCACCCUUCAAGACUCUGUGAAAGUGGUACAUGAGCUACCUCUGGAAUUGAUGGAAGUAUACGAUUUCAACAUCAGCAAUAUACCAAUUUUCCGAGUACAAGCUUGGGCUACAGCCAAACAUUACUUAGAAGAAGUGUAUCCAGUCUUAAGUGAGCAGCGAGUUAUCCGCAUUGCUCCAUUUGCAAAUAGAUUGGCAUUGGAUGUUCCACGAGACAUUCAAUUUCUGAGAUGCUUAGCCAACUACGAAGCAUUGAGAUUCUCUCUUCCAAUCUCUACGCUUGCAAAAAAACUAGUCAACCGAAUGAUUGACAAGAGCUCAAGUUCGGAAGGAAAGUAUGUUUCUGUCCACCUUCGAUUUGAGGAGGAUAUGGUGGCCUUCUCAUGCUGUGUGUAUGAUGGAGGAGAGGCUGAAAAAAGUGAAAUGGAUUCAAUUAGGGUAAAGGGCUGGGGAAAGAAGUUCAAACGAAAAGCUCACAUAAUUGCACCUGAUCUCAAUCGGAUCAAUGGAAAGUGCCCUAUGACUCCUUUGGAGGUUGGGAUGAUGCUGAGAGGUAUGGGAUUUUCGAACAAUACUCCAAUCUACUUGGCCUCUGGAAAUAUCUACCGUGCUGCGAGAAACUUAGCUCCUCUAUUGAAGAUGUUUCCUCUACUGCAGACUAAGGAGUCUCUUGCAGCUCCAGAAGAGCUUGCUUCAUUUGAGGGUUAUUCUUCAAGAUUGGCUGCUUUGGACUACAUGGUAUGCUUGUUUAGUGAGGUGUUCGUUACAACUCAAGGUGGAAACUUCCCGCAUUUUCUGAUGGGCCAUCGAAGAUUCCUUUACAACGGGCAUGCUAAAACGAUCAAGCCUGAUAAAACCCAGCUUGUUUUCUUAUUGCAGGACACGAGAAUCAGUUGGAAGGCUUUCAAGGAUCAAAUGAAAACAAUGGUAGCCGAAAGUGAUCGCAAGGGGAUAAUGGUACCUAGGGUUAGAAAAAGCAACCGAAAGGCUUCUGUUUUCUCAAACCCUAUCCCAGACUGCAGGUGUCUAUGGGAAUCAACAAACUUGACACUCAAAUUGACCCAUACUUCCCAUGCGCCAUAUCUUUGAUGGAACCCAUUUGUAUGGCCAAGAAAAGCUCAUGCUACAGCUACUACUAGUACAUUUUUCCCCGGAGCUUAAGUCACCUUUGUUUGUUGAUUUUUACUGUUACAAGAAAAUAUUCCAUGGAGGGGAAGAGAAGCACGGGGCAGGAGGGUUUUGAAAUUUGACCAUCGGCGGGAUAUUUAUGUACAACAAUUUUUCUUCUUACCAUUCAACACGGCGAUCCUCAACACCUCACAUAUUAUUGCUUGCUUCUGAAGAUACUGGCAUCCGUUUGAUUUUGCUUUCUAGUGCAGAUUCAGAUGAUUAUCAUAUUCGGCGAUAGGCUGGGUUUGGAGAAUGAGAUGUCGACUUUGGCCCAUAAGUAGUGGUCUCAACAUUUAAUAUAGGUUCAAGCGUGCAGUUUGGAUUUUUUUAUUUUUUUAUUUGCUCUCAAAAAUUGGCGUGGUUUUAGUUAUUUGGUGAUGUUCCCGUCUGUGUCACCUUUGAAGAAGACAAUUCGUGGACUGCAUCUGCUCUGAAGGGUUCCCGCAACAUUUGUACUGUAAUUUGAACUACUGAUUUGGGGUGUGAUCAAAGAAAUAGAGGUAAUUGUAUGUCCAUGAACAAUUUUCAAUUCGCUCAUGGUUUUUGGUGUAGAUCUGAAGUUUUAUGCUAUUGGGAAUUGAAAGGAAUUGUAUCAAAGUUUUCAAAA
This is a messenger RNA of Rhododendron vialii, 2603 nucleotides long. RefSeq names its product O-fucosyltransferase 10-like. The record is from RefSeq and is a predicted model, not a curated record. The coding region runs from base 122 to 1915 and encodes 597 amino acids. The transcript has 10 exons. NCBI's taxonomy places the organism in Eukaryota, Viridiplantae, Streptophyta, Magnoliopsida, Ericales, Ericaceae.